Messenger RNA from Anoplophora glabripennis (Asian longhorned beetle), 1290 nucleotides. Its product is annotated as ras-related and estrogen-regulated growth inhibitor. NCBI's taxonomy places the organism in Eukaryota, Metazoa, Arthropoda, Insecta, Coleoptera, Cerambycidae. The transcript is spliced from 5 exons. The record is from RefSeq and is a predicted model, not a curated record. Gene Ontology annotation, molecular function: GTP binding; GTPase activity. The coding region runs from base 70 to 705 and encodes 211 amino acids.
UCCGACCGAGCGACGAGAUACCGCAGUAGACGCGUGUACGCCGAACCGUCUGAUUUCGAAACUGUGAAUAUGAACGGCAAAGGCAUGCGGAGGAAGAAGUCGUCUCUAUCGGAGGUGAAGGUGGCUGUUAUCGGUUCCCCUGGUGUUGGAAAGAGCGCGCUCUCGGUCAGGUUCCUCACCAGAAGGUACAUUGGCGAAUAUGACCAUCAAGCGGAAACUAGGUAUAAACACGAAGUGCUCGUGGACAACGAACCCGUGCUCUACGAAAUAUUAGACACAUGUCCGAAGAAUGAAGACGAUCUUCCCUCAUCAGAAACUAUAAAUUGGGCAGAUGGACUGCUUUUGGUAUACUCCAUCAUAGACAGACGUUCCAUCGCCUAUCUUAAAAGAGUGGGUUCUGUUAUUGCUGAAUCUGACAUUCCCGUUUACAUUGUAGCAAAUAAAAACGAUAUGGUGCACUUGAGAGAAGUGAGCGCUGAGGAGGGCGCCAUCCUGGCCAGGAACUUCGAGUGUGGCUUCUCCGAGGUGGCGGCUGCUGAAAUGGUGGCGCCAGUCGCCGUGGUGUUCCAGGAACUGUGCAGGGCUGUCUUGGCCGCCCGCAGGAAGUCGAAGCAUUCUCUGUUGGAGAGGAUGUUGGGUACGAGGACCAGCAACCUCAGGCUCUACGCCAGGGGAAAGAGCGACAGCGCUUUGCCGAAAGACUGACAUUUACUGCUGACGUGAUUUGGGUUACAGAGCGAUCAUUUGGUUAAGUUACCAGAUUUUUUUUUUAUUAUACCUCGUCUAGUCAUUGUGUGGUGAAAACAUUAAACUGUAUUACACCUUUACUUUAAGUGUGCUUAAUUAUGAUGAAAACGCUUUGAAAUUACUGUAUUUCUUACUACCGAUACUAGAUUUCAAUUUUUUUCUUUUUGUUGAAAACAGAAAAUAUUUAUAUGUAUCUGUUUUAUUUAUAACUAAACAGUUAUGCAUCAAAACGAAGAUAGAUAAUUCGUUAACACGAAAUAAAAUACGUAGCAAUCAAGUUAAGAAUAAACACAUGUUCAAUAAAUUUUUAAAAAUACCUACUACCUAUAAUUAAUUAAAAUAAGUAUUUAAUACAAAUGAUGCCAAAAACUACAGUAUAUUAUAAUGAAAAUAUAACCUAUAGUUCAAAUAUAACUUUUAAAAACAUCCCAUUUUGUCAAUGUCAAAAACGCCUCGAGGCCGAUCCUGACUUUGCAAAAUAAUUUGCCUAGACUAAGUACCUAAAUGUUUGUAUGUAAUGUAAUAUAUCAAAUUCGUUUUUAA